AUGACACUACAUUUAUAUGCCAUGAAGAGCAAUACCUAUUUAAAAUUUCCUCUUUUUAACAGAAAAUUAAUAUGUAGGAAUAAGCUACAAAUAAUACCUUUUUGUAACAGCUUUGUCAAAUGUUGUAAUUACUCUACUUUAAAAAUUCCCAUUUAUCAUUUUAUCUUUACGAAAAAUGUUAGAAGUGAGUACAUAAUUUUCCAUCAUAGAUAUAAUAUGAGCAGGGAUUUUUUAAAAGGGGAUAGUAUAAUAAGAGAAAACAGAUUAAGUAUUAGUUAUAAUAAUAAAAUUUACAGUAAAUUAUCGAAGGAAAAUAUUUCAGAAAGUAAAGCUAAUAAAGAAGAGGUACAAAACGAAAAAAAGUUGAGUAAUAAAAAAGAGGAGGAAGAACACAGAAAUAAGAUAUAUAUGGAUGGAAAAAGCACAUAUAAUGUAAGGAAUAAAAUACUAAAUAGACAUGAAAAUAUAGAUUUGAGUAUACUAAAUAUAGAUGAAGAAAUUAUGAAUAACUUAAAAUAUAUAUUAAAAAUAGAUAAAUUGUAUAUGUAUCAAUAUAUAAUUUUUAACGAAAUUUUAGUAAAAAAUUCCAAACAUAUACUAGUCUACAACAAAACAGGAACAGGAAAGACGUUAAGCUAUUUAUUACCAUUAAUACAAAGAUUACUAAAUGAAAAAUUUCAUUGCAGCAAAAAGAUAUUAAUAUUGACGCAGAAUAUUUAUUUAUGCAAGCAGUUAUAUAUUUAUAUUUUAUCUAUUUAUCCCAAUUUAAAUGUGUGCAUUUUAUUUGAUGAUAAUGAUUCUUAUGGAAAACUGAAAGGCAGAAGACAUGAAAUAAUUGACAAAGAGUAUUCCAUAAAGAAUACAGAUGAGAAGAAUGAAGAUUUGUAUAAAGAAAAUUAUGGAAUACAUUUUUUUUUGUCUACUCCGAACAAACUGGAGUAUUAUAUAAAAAAUUACAAAAACAAAAAAAAAAAUGAAAAGAACGUUAUGAACAACAUUUUAAAUUGUGUUGAUACAAUUGUUGUUGAUGAGUUUGAUUAUAUAAUAGAAAAUAGAAAGUUAAUCUUCAAUUUUUUAUUUAAAAAAAAUGUAUUAGAUGAUAAAUAUAAGGAAAUAAGAAGUGGAGGAACGGAUAUUAAUUUUGAUAAGUUUAAUUAUGAAAAUUUUAACAUUUAUUUAUUUACAGCUAAUGUAAAUGAAUUAAUAAAGAGAAAAAUUAAUGAUCAUUUAAGUGGUUUUAUUUUUUUUGAUUUUAUUAAUGGCUUUAAAGAAAUUGUUCAAAAUAAAAUAAAUGUAGAAAGAUCAACUAUUUUUAAAAACUCAGAACAUAUAAUUCAACUAGUAAGUAAAGAGAAUAAGAGUUCAAGCUUAUGUAAUAUAAACAUUUCUCAUUUUAUAUGUAAAAUAAAUACACCGUCAAAAUAUAAGUAUGUGUCAUAUUUUUUAAAUGAGUUUUUUUUUUUAAAUAAAAAAAAAAAUCGCAACAAAUCCGAAGAAAGCGAAAUAUUUAAUGAUAUUAAUUGUGAAGAAAGGGAUAGUAAUAAAUUAAUUUUUGACUACAUGAACAGAAAUGACUGCGAUGAGUUAGAAAAUGAAGAGAAAAUAAACAAGUGCAUAAUUUUUGCAAACACAAAAGAAGAGGUGGAAAAGUUGCAUGAAAAUUCUUUUCUGAAACCCCAUUCUGUUAUGAUGCAUGCAGAAUUAUUAACGGAGCAGAAAAAUGAAAAUAUAAACUUAUUUAAAUUAGGGAAAAAAACUAUUCUUAUUACAACAGACAUAGUGAGUAGAGGAAUAGAUAUAGAUAAUGUAAUUUUCGUUCUGAAUUAUUCACCUCCGACGUCUCCAUAUGAUUAUGUACACAGAUCAGGAAGAACAGGAAGAGCAAAAGAGAAGGGAGUAUGUCUAACCAUGUACCAUAAAUAUGAAUAUAAGAGUAUGGAUAAAAUAAAGAAGUAUACAAAAAAUAACUUUCAGGUUAUUCUAUGUCCGCAUAUAGAAGAAGUAUUUAAAUUUUCUGUAGACACCUUAACAGAAACCAUAAUGAAAAUAGAACCAGAGAAAUAUGAAUUCCUUAAUAAUAAAUCAAAAGAAUUACUAAAAGAACAUGAUACAAAAAUUAUUGCUCAAAUACUAUCUGUUUUAUUAAAAUUUGACAGAAAAAGUUACAACGUUUCGCUGCUAUCAGGAAAAAAAAAUUACAUUGCCAUUUUAAUAAAGGAUCCAUUUUUUGAGGUAAUAAAAAACAAGGAUGACAUUAUUAAUUUUUUGAAAGCUACGACAGGGAUUAAAAACAUAUCAAAUAUUGUCGGAGAUACAGCAAAAUGCGAUGAAGGUUUUAUUGCAGAUAUUUGUAGCACGCAUGUAAAUAAAAUAAUAAAAUUAUUUAAGUCUUCCAAUUCUGAGUAUAAGAAAAAAAUGCUAGAUAUUAAUACAUUAAUUGAGUUACCUCCAAUAAUUAAUGAAAAAAAAAGUAUCAUAAGGAAAAAUAGAAAAAUACCAUGGAUCAAAUAUAAAUUACAGAAAAAGAAUAUUAUAGUUUUAGGCAGGAAAAUGGAAAAAUACAGAAGGAAACGAAGUGACGAAAUAAUAAAAGAUAUAAAUAGGAAAAUUUAG
Plasmodium malariae is the source of this 2613-nucleotide messenger RNA. RefSeq names its product ATP-dependent RNA helicase, putative. Gene Ontology annotation, cellular component: nucleolus. Gene Ontology annotation, molecular function: nucleic acid binding; ATP binding. Lineage: Eukaryota; Apicomplexa; Aconoidasida; Haemosporida; Plasmodiidae. The transcript is spliced from 7 exons. The coding region runs from base 1 to 2613 and encodes 870 amino acids. Gene Ontology annotation, biological process: maturation of LSU-rRNA from tricistronic rRNA transcript (SSU-rRNA, 5.8S rRNA, LSU-rRNA). The record is from RefSeq and is a predicted model, not a curated record.